This is a messenger RNA of Schistosoma spindalis, 1155 nucleotides long. The record is from the annotation of a GenBank genome assembly. Lineage: Eukaryota; Metazoa; Platyhelminthes; Trematoda; Strigeidida; Schistosomatidae.
AUGUGGUUGACAUCGGUUGCUUUGGGAAUGGAAGCAUUAGCUAUGCCAAUUGGUGGAGUAUUGUACCGUAAAUUAGGAAUCAGAGCAGUGGUAAUAAUUAGUAGUUUAAUUCAUAGCGGGGGAAUCACGUUGAGUUAUUACACACUGAAAUUGGGAUUCAUUCCAUUACUGAUUACUUAUGGUAUAAUGCAAGGUUUCGGGUUUGGAUUCGGUUAUUCAGCUACUGUAGCUGCAUCAAUUGCAUGGUUUCAAAAUCAUCGAGGUUUAAUUGUUGGCCUAAUUGUUGGUGGUUUCGGGGCUGGUCCCAUUAUAUUUACAUCGAUUCAAACAGCAUACAUUAAUCCAAAUAAUAUCAAUAUAGAUGACAAAACAAAGCGAUUUGUAGAUGGUGAUUUGAUUAAUCGUGUCCCUUCUGUGUUUCUACUUAUUGGUGGUGUUUUGUUAGUUAUACAGUUAACUGGGUUAUAUUUGAUGAGAGAUAAACAAAAGGAUGGAUUUCCACCUGUUAUAAAUUCGGUAAAUUUACGACCUUUGGAAUUAUUGAAACAGAAAGAAUUUUAUUUUUUAUGGAUCAUUAUAUUUUGUGCUGGAAUACCUUUGACAUCGUUGGCAACACUUUUCAAGCUUUUUGGUAAAACUCAUAUUAACGAUGACAGAUUUCUUGCUAAUAUGGGUGUCGUUGCGGCUGUAUUCAAUUCUGUUGGACGUGCUUUCUGGGGUGCUAUCAGUGAUCGUAUUUCAUUCAAGGUUCCAUUGUGUAUCAUAUUUUUAUGCUGGUCACUUUUACUAACUUCAUUCCCACAUUUACCGAUGAUAUUUGGACCUCAAAUCAAAGUUGGUUUUGGUAUUUGGUUAUGUGGUCUCUAUUUAUUAAUUAGUGGUGUGCUUGUCUAUGCACCAACUGCUACAGAAACCUUAUUUGGACCAAUUAAUAUGGCUGUAAACUACGGAUUAGUAUUCAAUGCCUUUGUAUUCGGUGGACUCUUCGUUUCGCUAUUGUCCAUCGUAAUUCCACAGUUUCAUGAAUGGGAUAAUCUAUUUUAUCUAUGUGCUGCAAUGUGUAUUUUAGCUUUGUUAAUUGUGCCAUGGAUACAUGAUAGGAAAAUGCCCAAAUAUUUCAGCUUGUUUCGAUUUUAUCGGCAAAGUCACAGUUGA